This is a messenger RNA of Emericellopsis cladophorae, 1932 nucleotides long. RefSeq names its product Transcription activator of gluconeogenesis-like protein. The coding region runs from base 1 to 1932 and encodes 643 amino acids. Lineage: Eukaryota; Fungi; Ascomycota; Sordariomycetes; Hypocreales; Bionectriaceae. The record is from RefSeq and is a predicted model, not a curated record. Gene Ontology annotation, biological process: cellular response to starvation; regulation of DNA-templated transcription. Gene Ontology annotation, cellular component: nucleus. The transcript is spliced from 3 exons. Gene Ontology annotation, molecular function: RNA polymerase II transcription regulatory region sequence-specific DNA binding; zinc ion binding; DNA-binding transcription factor activity, RNA polymerase II-specific.
AUGCCGGAAGAUAUCGAGGAACACGGUGCAGAUGUGUCGGACGCUGCCUUGUCCGAGAAUGAGGACGAGUCAGAGACCUAUUCUAAAGAACAUAACACGAUGACAGAGCAGAGCACUGGCGGUGGAGGGGGCGGCGAGCUCAAGAAGAAGUACGAUCCCAAGGACCCCUCAAGGCCCCGGCGCAAAAAGGCGCGGAGAGCCUGCUUUGCCUGCCAGCGAGCACAUCUCACCUGUGGCGAUGAAAGACCGUGUCAACGGUGCGUCAAGCGAGGAUUAGCAGAGAACUGUCAAGACGGUGUUCGAAAGAAAGCCAAGUAUCUUCACGAUGCGCCCCCAGAGGCUCUGGGUCCGGUGCUCGGGCCCAACUUCAGCAGCGGCUCUGGGAGCGCAUCGCGGCCACACGCGCAACGCCAAAACUCGAGCCCAUCGGAUGCUAUGUCAACGACACCCAACAGCAACUUCUUCCCCACAGGCAGUGGCUCGGGGUUCCCCUUAUAUCAGGGCCAAGCUCAGUCAGCGGUGGCCUUACCAGACGGUCUCGGCUUCGGGUCUCAGCCUGCGAACAUGUCGCCAUCCUUCCAGAACCAAGCUACGAAUGGAAACGCCCAAAUGGACAGCAUGCUGCCAACGAAUGAUGCCUUCAAUGCCAUGUUCGAUCCGAGCAACCCGGCGCUGUACAACUUCGACCUGGAAGGGCUCAACUUCGGGAGUCAGUACGCUGGUUGGGAGUUUGGCAUCUUGAACAAGAUGGGCCUGGGCGCUGAAACCCCGCCACGAGAGAACUCCAUUUCUCAGACACCGACGAGCGAGUACGCAAAUGUAUUCGGCAACGGUGCUGGGUCUACAUACGAUGGCAGCAGCAUACUUGCAAAGGACUACUCAAGCCUGGACCCGCAGCCGCAGCAAGUCUAUCACCAAGGCAACUUGCAGCAUGGGUUGCCUCAUGCUUUCGCCAUAGCAGCUGGGCCAACGAGUCUUGCCAGUCCCAGCACGGAGGCUACAGCCAGCCCCCAACCGACAGCAAUGGCUGAUGGAUCGCCUGGAAACUUUGGCAGCAGUAUUCCAGUAAACGUACGGAUCAAGUCGAAGCAGCUCAAGCCGAACCAGUCCAUACUAGGCAAGCGACAGCGCGAUGCCGCGUCGAUAUAUGAGAGUGUCAAGAAGCCGUACCCUUACACAACCGGCUUCCACAACAUGGUUUCUGUGCUCAGAAAGAGGCUACCGGGAGACAAACUUCUUGCCAUAGCUAAGGCGCUUGGUGAGAUUCGACCCUCCUUUAUUGCUUCGACCAAGGACCUCACAGAGGAGGAUCUUGUGUUUAUGGAAAAGUGCUUCCAGCGUACGCUCGUCGAAUUUGACGACUUUCUCCACCACAAUCCCUCGCCAACGAUUGUUUGCCGACGGUCAGGGGAAGUCGCCGCUGUGAACAAGGAAUUCAUCAGCCUCACGGGGUGGACCAAGGACGUGCUCCUCGGAAAGGAACCCAAUCGCCACGUGCACAUCCGAUCAAACUCGAAUGGCUCCUCGCAAGAGGGCGCAGAUCCUCGGCCCGAGGCGUCGGCCACCCCACGUGUCAAGAAUGCGACCCUAGACACGGGUCGUCCUCAGCCAGUGUUCCUUGCCGAGCUGCUCGACGAUGACAGCGUUGUCCGAUUUUAUAAGGACUUUUCACAACUUGCGUUUGAGGACUCUAGGGGAAAAGUCACGCGGACCUGCAAACUGGUCAAGUACAGCCCGAAGGAACCCGAUGUGAAACCACACAAGGAUCCAAGGACAGGCAUGUUGAGCAGCCGAGUGACCAUGAUUGACGGAGAGCAUGGCAUCUCGCGGAUUGAGCAGGACGGCAAAGUCAAUUGCGCGUACUGCUGGACGAUUAAGAGGGAUGUGUUUGAUAUACCCAUGAUGAUCAUCAUCAAUAUACAGCCCCGAUGA